Messenger RNA from Drosophila willistoni, 1675 nucleotides. RefSeq lists its product as uncharacterized. The transcript has a single exon. The record is from RefSeq and is a predicted model, not a curated record. The coding region runs from base 148 to 1110 and encodes 320 amino acids. NCBI's taxonomy places the organism in Eukaryota, Metazoa, Arthropoda, Insecta, Diptera, Drosophilidae.
UUUCGUUCCACUUUAACACAAAUAUUUGACAAAGACAAUCAAAAAGUAUAUACGUUCACUAGCAGUAACAUAAAUUCGUGCUCUCUAAAUUAUAUAAAUAUAUAUAUUUUUUUUUUCUUGUACUAUUUUUGAAGAUUUCCUAAAAUUAUGGAACAUUUGUGCAAAAUCCUUAGUUACGAUAUCGGGCGUUUCAUAACAGAUUUAAUCAAUGCCUUGAUCAAAAUUGGUUACGAAUAUUUGGGCAAGGAAAAGAAGGCAUGCAAAGGUGGGUCUAAGAGAGUCAAAUAUCCCAGUUAUACCAUAAGACACAAGUAUCCAAAACGUCUGGUGACCUACGAUGGGGAAGGGAGUUGUGAGCCGCGUCUAAUACGUUUUUCAGAUCUGUCUGAAAGUGACCUAGACGCUUUCAAAUGUCAGGGCAAAAAAGGAGGCAAAAAAGAGCCCAAAAAGUGUUCUUAUGAGUGUGGACAUCCGAAGAAAAUGGACACAGAGGAAGAUGAUUCUGAUGUAGAUGAGGAUGAAUGUGAAGAUGGCAACGAAAAUGAUGAAGAUCAAAUGGAAGACGAUGAAUGUGAAGAAGAAGAGGAAGAUGAGUGCCAAGAUGAGGACAAGUUUGAUUUGAUAAAUUUUAUCAAGAAUCUUACCAACCCAAAGUCAACAACUGACCGACAAUCUGCGGGCCAAGAUUGCAGCAAUGAGGCACCUCCAAAUGAAGAUUUUUUCCUUAAGUUGCAGCAAAAGGCCAAAGUGUUGUAUCAAAAUUGGCUUCGCUGUAACCAGGCUCAAGAGCAAGCCAGUCCGGAAACAUUUUGGGACUCAAUGACGCCCGCCCACCAACUACGAUUCUACUGGACUGCAUAUACAGGCGAAGAGUUACAAUCAACUCCCAUUGAAAAUUUUAGCCAAUGUUAUAAGAAGGAUUUUACACAGAGGAAUCCAUGCGAUAGCAUGAAGAAAUUGCAAUCGGAAGUACGACGACAUUGGGCCUGCAUGAAGAGAUGCCGGCGAAUGCCUUUUAUUUUUCAAGCGGUCAUCUACCACAUUAGUGUGAAUGAUGUGGAUCCCAAUGAUGAUUGUGCCCUUCGUGACUUGUUCAACAAAUUUCGUUAAAUAAGGCGACGACCUUGAGCCAUGUCUACAAGUGUCUUUCGAGUGAUUUUGAAUUCCAUUUACCAAUUUCCAGUGUUGCCUUUGCUUUCAUUAUGUUUAUAUGAAACAGAUGUCCGAUCGCCAAGGAGAUCUAUUUAUAUGCAGAAGUGUCGAACAAAUUUGCAAAGGGACAAGCAUUUGUACAUAUAUAGACUGAUUCUUCUCAGCUGCCUCUCAUAUUCGUUGGAUAUUCAUGGACUGUUCAAUAUUUGCACUUGAACCACAUUUGUUUUCUUUUUUUUGUGCAGCAAACAAGUAAAUUAAUAAUGGAUGCUUUUUGAUACUUUUGGCACAUUGCUUCAAGGUCAAUUAAUAAGAAGAGUGAGAAAGUAGAUUUUCACUUCGCCUCAAGGUUCAUUGAAAAGAAGAAAGACUCAAUUUCAAGGUCAAGCAUCGUCGAUUCUAGUUAAUGAGUUAUUGUGGUCACCAGCUCCUCCGUCUCCAUGCCAUGCAAACAAUUCAAUAUACCAUGCCCAUAAAUUAGCAAUAAAAAUUGUUGCAAAAGAUAUAUAUAAUAUAUAAACAA